Heterobasidion irregulare TC 32-1 is the source of this 930-nucleotide messenger RNA. RefSeq lists its product as uncharacterized. The record is from RefSeq and is a predicted model, not a curated record. Gene Ontology annotation, biological process: lipid metabolic process. The transcript is spliced from 5 exons. Gene Ontology annotation, molecular function: phosphoric diester hydrolase activity. The coding region runs from base 1 to 930 and encodes 309 amino acids. NCBI's taxonomy places the organism in Eukaryota, Fungi, Basidiomycota, Agaricomycetes, Russulales, Bondarzewiaceae.
AUGUUUUCCCUGCUCCCUCUACUAGUUGCCCCCUGCGUGCUGCAAUCUGUUUACGCGUCUCCGGGAGUAUUGCAGUGGAUUGCAAACAUCAACGCGACCACUCCUGGUCAUUUCCAGUAUCCGACUCAGUUCACACAGGACAUCGUACCCAAACCCAUACAUUCACAUAAUGACUACUGGCGUGAUGCGCCCUUGUUCAUGGCCUUGAGUUUGGGGGUUGCCAGCGUUGAAGCAGACGUUUGGCUGAUCAACCAGACGUUAUUUGUUGGCCAUGAAAAGGCGGCUCUCACAGAGAAUCGCACUUUCGCCUCGCUGUAUGUCGACCCGCUCACGCAAAUUCUGGCCACCAUGAAUCCAAAAGACUCGUUCACCGUCAAUCAAUCAUCACCGAAUGGCGUGUUUGACACAGCCAGUAAUAUACCUCUGCAGCUUCUCGUAGACAUCAAGACUGACGGAGUGGAGACGCUUCCCGCCGUGCUCCAAGCUCUCCAGCCCCUGCGAGAUGCUGGCUACUUGACGACGUUCGCGAACGGGAUCCUGACACAGUCGGUCAUCACAGUUGUAGGAACGGGCAACAGCCCCCUUGCGCAGGUCAAAGCCCUUGAGCCCAGGGACUACUUCUUUGAUGCUCCGUUGGAUCAGCUGAACGACUCAUCCCUCAACACUACAUGGGAUGCCACACUGUCCCCUCUUGCCAGCACCGACUACGAAGUCGUUGUUGGGUGGAGUGGUAUCGGCGACAUCAGUGAUGCGCAACGCAACAACCUUACGAGACUUGUAAAUGAUGCACAUUCCAGAGGUAUCAAGGCAAGGUUAUGGGACACGCCGGGUUGGCCCAUCAGCGCCCGGGACAACGUGUGGAGAGCGUUGAUGGACAAUGGGAUAGAUUGGCUAAAUGCGGACGACCUAGAAGCUGCGAGCCAGUUCUGA